Messenger RNA from Eimeria tenella, 757 nucleotides. RefSeq lists its product as uncharacterized. The transcript has 4 exons. NCBI's taxonomy places the organism in Eukaryota, Apicomplexa, Conoidasida, Eucoccidiorida, Eimeriidae. The annotation marks the transcript as partial. The record is from RefSeq and is a predicted model, not a curated record.
AUGGUUUUGCUGCAGGCUGUUGCUGGGGACCUCGCAGCCCAUAUUGCCCUGGGAAAAGAAAGAAAAGAAAAACAAAAGGAAUUAAUUCAAAAACUAAAAAGAGAAAAAGAACUUGCUGAAUGUUCCUUCAAACCCCAAACCACAAAAAUGCCAAAUUUCGGAAAACCCUCGAUGAGCCGCAGAGAGCUUCUCGCCCAGACUCAGAAGAAGAGAAAAGAAAAUGAAAAAGAAGAAAUAAAUAAAUUUGUGAAAAGAGAACUUGUCGAGGUGGACAGACACCCCGCGACUCCGCCGGAAACCCCACACUUUUUGGAAAAAGAAAAAAGAGAAAAAAAAGAAAACGAAAAAAAAGAAAAUCAAAAAAAUGAAAUAAAUGAAAAAUAUAAUUUCAACAAAAAUAAACACCAACAAAACACUUUUCAAGAGUCUCCUCGCCAACAAGUGGAUUCUUCCAAGCCCCCUGGGGGCCCCCCCUACACGUUGUGGCUGAUGCAGGAGGGGGCCCCCCCCCCUAAACCCUUUUCUUUUGAAGAGGCCCUAAGGGGGGCCCCCCUGCCUCCAGUACCCCUUGACGAGUUAUCUCCUGCUGCAGAAGGGGGCCCCCCAAGAGCAGCUAAACCCUCCCGAGAGGGGCCCCUGGGGGCCCCCAGGGGGGACCCCCGUGGGGCCCCGAGGGGGCCCCCCGAGGGGCCCUUGGGGGGGCCCCCCGGGGAGGCCCUUGGGGGGGCCCCCGGGGGGGCCCCCUGGGGGCCCCUGG